AUGUGUGCUUUACCGUCGUCAACAUCAACACCUUAUCGAGCCCCACUCAUCGCAGUCUCACAAUCCAGCUAUUAUUCUGACUUUAAUCCGUCAGCUUUGGCAUCACCGAGCAGCCGUCGUAUUCAUGCGAUGCAGAAGAAGGUCCCACUGGAAGCUGAUACCAAUACCAAUACCAAUAUGAGGAACGAGCAUCUGAAGGCUAGAAUCGACGUGUCGAAGGUGAAGCUCUCUUUGUUGCUUCUUACUCUGAUGUCGAUUGGUUCGAUUCUGUUUGCAUUUUUGGCGAUUCAAAUUCUACUGAGCAUUCACUCGAAUGUUGGAAUGCACGAGAAAUCAUUUGUAUAUACGCUCUCGCGAGAUUCUCUGAAACGUUUCAUAUGGGAAGCGUCGAGCUCCAUAUCGCUCAUCUCGAUAACGUCUUCGAUGUGCGCGUUCUUUAUCGCAACCAUACAGUUGUUCUUCGCUAUCAAAAUGCUGAAAAGUAGCCCUACGGCUAUCAGUAGAGUGUUGGCAUUUCUCAAUGAAGGACGAUACCUAAGAUGUGUUGUUUUCUCGAUAUGGUUCUUCUCGAUUCUUAUUUUCAUUGCAGGUGAAAUUCUUUGUGUUCAAUCAUGUUAA
Messenger RNA from Anisakis simplex (herring worm), 618 nucleotides. Lineage: Eukaryota; Metazoa; Nematoda; Chromadorea; Rhabditida; Anisakidae. The record is from the annotation of a GenBank genome assembly.